Messenger RNA from Maniola jurtina (meadow brown), 1123 nucleotides. RefSeq names its product zinc finger protein GLIS1 (gene Prdm13). The coding region runs from base 1 to 888 and encodes 295 amino acids. Gene Ontology annotation, cellular component: nucleus. The record is from RefSeq and is a predicted model, not a curated record. The transcript has 3 exons. NCBI's taxonomy places the organism in Eukaryota, Metazoa, Arthropoda, Insecta, Lepidoptera, Nymphalidae.
AUGUGGGGCGCGCUGGUGCUGAGCCGGCGCGGGCUGCGGCGCGGCGCGCGCUCGCGCACCUUUGCGUUGCGCGAGCUGGAGGACGCCGAGCACGCGCCGCCGAGGGAGAACGUGUACGUGGACGUGGACGCGGGCGGGCAGCUGUGCGCGCGCGGCGGCGUGGCGCGGGCGGCGCGCGCCGCGCGGCCGGCUGACGCGGCGCCGCACGCGCACGCGCUGCUGUGCGCCGCGACGCCGCGCGGCCGCGAGCCGCGCCUGCUGCUGCGGCUGGCGGCGGACGCGGCGCCGCUGCUCGAGCUGCGCCUGUGGUUCGACGAGCCCACGCUGGCGCUGCUCGACAUGCCCUUCCUCACGCUGCGCAACAUCGUUGCCACGGCACGGUACGUGUGCCACGAGUGCGGCGCGCAGUUCGAGCAGCCCAACCCUCUAAAGCUGCACCUGUUCCUGGCGUGCGCGCCGCUCGAGCCCGGCGCGCUGUGGCGGCGCGUGACGGCGCGCCUGCGGGCCGCGGCGCCGCCCCCCGCGCCGGAGCCCGCGCGGCUGGAGGCGCUGGCGGCGGCGUGGGGGCGAGGCGCGCGCGGCCACGCCUGCGUGUUCUGCGGCAAGCUGUACUCGCGGCGCUACGGGCUGAAGAUCCACAUCCGUACGCACACGGGCUACAAGCCGCUGCGCUGCCGCCACUGCCUGCGCGCCUUCGGCGACCCCAGCAACCUCAACAAGCACGUGCGCCUGCACGCGCGCGCCGACGAGCGCGCGCCGCACGCCUGCGCGCUGUGCCGCAAGCCGCUGGCGCGCCGCCGCGACCUGCUGCGCCACCUGCGCGCGCACCACGCGCCCGACGCGCUGGCGGCAGGCGCGGAGCUGGAGGCUGAGGAGCUGGACGGCUGAGUGUCGGACCCCGACACGACGAUGUCGCUCGUAUCGAAUGUACAGCUCGAAGCACAUUGGCGGAGAGUUGAAGCGCUGGGCCGCGGUGGCGUGGCCACUGGUACCUGUGACCGGGUGUGUGAUUCUAAUCAGGGAUCAGGAACCCCGCCAAGACGAGUAACUAUACUAUCUAUUUCAAAGGUCCGAGCAUUUUCUUUGUAGAUAAAAAUUGUAUUACUAAGAAUUCAAUUAUUGU